Molecule: messenger RNA, 216 nt
Organism: Brenthis ino (lesser marbled fritillary)
Lineage: Eukaryota; Metazoa; Arthropoda; Insecta; Lepidoptera; Nymphalidae
Source: the annotation of a GenBank genome assembly
AUGCGGAGCGGGAGUGGCGCCUCACGAGUAGAGAGCGGGCGGCGCGGCGCGCGCCGCACGCGCCAUCCUGCUCGCACCCGCGCGGCGCCGUGCGUGCGAGCGGGACGGCGCGACCCCGAGUCUAGCAUUAGCAACAGUAUAGGUAUGAGAGUGUUCGAGGAGUGUCGAGUUCGGAAGCUGCCUCCUGUGAUACUCGCGCGCGCCGCGCCCGCCGCC